Molecule: messenger RNA, 8071 nt
Organism: Xyrichtys novacula (pearly razorfish)
Lineage: Eukaryota; Metazoa; Chordata; Actinopteri; Labriformes; Labridae
Source: the annotation of a GenBank genome assembly
UCUCGGCCACCGUAAAUGUGACUGUAUGCAGACAGAUAGUGAGUAUGCUGCUACUGCUGCUGCUGCUCUGGUAACCCCUCACCUACAUCAUCCUUUUGUGCACGGCGUGCUGCAGGUUGAUAUCUCUGCGCUCUGUCCAGCUGUCACCGCCUGCAUUGGCUCACCAAGCAGACACACGUAGGCGCGUAUCAGACCGACCAACCCCCUCUUUCCCCGGCAGACUGAAGAGCCGGCAAGCGGCGGGACAGCCAGACACUGACGACCCGUCGCUGCAGCAGCUCCUGAGGGGGACGAAAGGGACCGAAGUCUCCACUAUCGAGUAAGUUUGAGGAAAUACGUCGUUUUUUUUCUUAAUCGAUCGUGUUUUUUUGUUGUUGUAGCGAGGAAAGUAAGGUUUUGUUUCCCUGCAGAGAGAGGGAGGGAGGGAAGGAGGGAGGGAGGGAGGAAGGGGGUGUUUCUCCUGUUCCCAAUCUGCGUUGCCGGUUUGAGAUCUGUGAUGUUGGAGCUGAGGGGUGACAGACGGUUAUUUUCCCCUAAAAUACAGCAAAACCAACAUUAUAAACAACCCGAAAUGUUAGAUGAAGUGUUUCUGCUUCUUUAUAUGAUCCAUCGUCGUGUUAAAACUACAUAAAAUCAGCUGUAAUCUGUAUUUUUAUGCAUGAUUUUAAGACGAUUAGGUUCCUUUUUAUGUAAAAAUAUUAACACGAGUUUGCAUCGACCUAAACUAGGCCUGCAGCACCGAGAAGACAUUGUUAUUAUGAUGAUAAUACUCGCCUUCUUAUGACCAAUGUUAUGCAAUACAACAUAUAUUAUUAAUUAAUCGGUGCAUUACAUUUAUACGUUUGAUUCUCCACGUUUAAGUUGAAUUUUUAGUUAAAAAUACGGGUUUUUUUCUGCAGUAUUUUCUCCUCCAGCUCUGUCCCUCCCGGUGAAACUCGUGCCUGAACACGUUGUCCUAGUGGGGGUGUGUACCUGAAAAAUCAGAGCUUAGCCAAUCAGAGGCCGAUCCCCGCCCACUCUUUGGCACUUGUUUACUACUGAAGCUGCACGCUGAUUGGUGGAAAGGGUGGGGAAAAUCGGGCUUUAUGCUGGAUUCGGGUAAACGGGAAAGAAUGGGGAGAGUGGGGAUUUCUCUCGUUUAAGUGCUGCAUUGCUUACUUCUUUACGAUAUAUAUGACUAUAAACUCCUGUUAUGUGAAAUAAUACAAUUAAAAAUCAGUGAUCGGUUGAUCUGUAGUGUAUUCAUCCAGUAGUAAAGGACCCUGCAUGGGAACAAAUCGCAUCAAAUGAGAUUUUGUCGUUUAAUUUGCGUCUUUAUAAGUUUUUAAUAUUAGAAAUAUAAUUUCAAAAUCUCAAAUGAAUAAACUGAUGCUUGAUUCAGAAUAUUCAGUUCGCUUUCGGACCUUUUAGUCUUCCAUCACUGUUUUUCCGACGGGCCCUGAACGCACCAUUGCCCCCAUUUUAUCUGUUUGGUAGACGGGCCCACAGUUAAUGCAACGAAACGUCAGAUUAUGUUGGGGAAACGCGUUUUCUGUCACGUACUCAUCAGACGACCAAAGUACAGUGAGAGUUCGGCCCGAUCCGAUCCGAAGAUUGUGAUCCGAUCAGAUAUCGGCUGUAAUUUCGAGUCAUUUGACCUCAUGGCUCUGCACUGAGGGGAAAAAAAGCAAGAUGGGAUGAAUGUAUGAGUGUCUGAACAUGUAGUGUAGAUGUGCAUAGAUAAAUAUAGGACUGGGAAAUAUGGGGAAAAGUUUAUCACAAUAUAUAUUUUUUCAUAUCAGAAGAUAUUGAUAUAUAUCACCAUAAAAAUAUGAAAUUUAAGAGUGCUUAUUGUUAGCAUGUCUUUUGCAAUAGACCAGGUUGUGACGUUAUUUUAGAUGUUUCUAAUGUCAGGAGCAGGGUCGUAAUGUUUGCCAAUUGUUUGUUUUGCCGAUUCAUGCAACACAACGGCUCCUUGUUAUUUUCUUUCUCCGUUGACUCCGCUAGUAAACAAAUAAGAAAUGUCCCGCUUUCUGCCCCAUGGCUGCGUGCACAUGCCUGCGAUGACGUUGCAGGUUUGCUCUUUGACGUUUUGUCGUAAGGCGUUGCCCUAGAGAAAUCGGAAUGGUCGGCUGUUUUGACUGUACAGGCGCCGUGGGCUCCUUGCUCCGCUUGGGGUUUGUAACCUUUGCCGUGUUACGCUGCUUCAGGUGGUGAAAAAGAUUUGAGGUAUUCCCCGACUUUGUGAGAACAUGUACUCGACAUAAUUUGCAGUGCACAUUACUCUGCUUCAUGUCCGAUCUCGAAAAACUAAAAUACCUCCACACCACCAAAGUUUUCAUACCAGUGUUGUCGACCAUGUCGUCAUCUGUUGAGCCUUCAUUUGCAUUUCUGUCGGGGGUAGCGCUCAUUUUCUUUGCUGUUGGCUUCACAUGCUAAAGUGCUACGUUUGCUUGUAGCUGCUGUUUGCUACGACGCAGUUGUUUGCUACUUGGUUCUAAUUCAGCACAUGAUUGGUUUAGCGCUAAGCAGACUGGAGCAACUCCCUUUUUCAUUGGCUAUUCGUAUAGUUUAUCAAAACAUGGAAGAGGGAAAUAAAUUUUCGAUAUAUAUGUUACCGUUUUAUCGCCCAGCCCUAGUUUAAUAAUACUGCACCAUGUUUGUCUAUGUUAAUUAAGUAGAUGCUUUGUGCAAAUCUGCUGCAUCAUUUUCAUGUCGUCCACUGUGUCUUGUCUGCAGGGAGGUGUGACACUGUGUUGGGUCCCCUUACUGUGUGCAGCAGCACCAUGGCAGCUAUGGGACCUAAUGACAGAGGUGGAGCAGAGGCAGAUGGGACAGCAGUGUGCUCACCGGUGCUACAGGCUCAUGUCUCGACAACACCGCACAGCAGCAGCAGCAGCGGGCCUGACUGUCAGCAGAAUCUGGUGAGGGACUUCUUUUCCCCGUGCAUCGGGCAGGUGUCUUCAUCUAUUCAUUCAACUACUUUGACUAGUUUUUGUGACCUCUGUGCAAAUGUUGUAUACGCUGCAGCUGGAGUGACAAAUUUGUUUUGUACCCAGCCUGAAAAAGCCUUCCAUGAGAACGAGCUUCCCAAGAACAAGACCUCAGUCCCUCUGAUGCAAAGGGAGAUCGAGCAAGGCUGGAGCAACCCCUUCAAAGCUGCUAUGAGACCUCCAGCACACAUCAGCAACACGGCAGCUACAGGAGAGGCACCAUACAGGUAAGAGGAGGGAUAACUGUGAGUUACAUGUGGAGUACGGGCCAGAAAACUCAACAGUCUGAGUGAAUUUAGUCUUCUUAUGUACAGCUUCCGCAGUCCAGAUUCAGUGGAGAUGGAUGAGAUCAUGGCGGCCAUGGUUCUGACCAGUCUGUCCUGCAGCCCGGUGGUCCAGAGUCCUCAGCAAACGGAUCCUGUAACAGGUCUGUGUCAUCUUAUUGAUACACACUCUUACCUCCUCAAACAGAUUCUUGACUUCUGUGUAAUAUAGAGAAAGAGAAGAAACAAGAAUUCACCUUUUGCUGAUUUUUACUCCCAGGUGGCUCGUCGUCCUCAGCAGACAUGGAGUGCGGUGGCGGCGAGCUGUCCGACAGCGGCAGCAGCGGCUACUGGAGCUGGGAUCACGGCAAUGUGAGUCCCGCCCCCUCGCCGUCUGUCACUGAGAUGGACAGCAGCCCCGAUGAAGGCCUCCACAUGGAGCUGGAGCAAGGAGAAGAGCUUAACGCCAAAAAGCCAAAGGUGCAUAUCAAAAAUUCAGAAGUCUGUAAUCGCUGUUACUGUUUCUGUCUCGUCUGUUUUCACCAUCCUUCCUUCCUUCUAUCUUCUCACCUUCUCUUGUUUUCUUCCUCUCCCUCGUAGAGCUCUUUCCGAGGUGUUUACAAAUGCCUGUGGCCCAAUUGUGGCAAGGUGCUAACGUCUUCAGUUGGAAUUAAAAGACACAUCCGUGUGCUGCAUCUGGGGUGAGUGAAAUUAACUCUGGUGCGUGGGGGAUCCAGAACUGGUCCAGAUUUGUUUUAUCUGUCAGUUUCUACGGUGGCCAAGAACAGCCACAGAACUGCUGCAAAUAAAAAAGAAUGCAAAAGAAAGAAGUCACAACAGAAGUUACUGAUUCAAAGAAAAAAGGAAACCCAAGACUGCUGCAAAAAAAAUGAAUGCAAAAAAAAGAAAAAAGACACAACGGAAGUUACUGAUGCAAAAAAGAAGAAACCAAAGCCCGCUGCAAAUAAAAAAAGAAACAGUGGGGAUAAAAAAAAAAAAAGAAACCACAACUGGAGUUACUGAUGCAAAAAAAGGAACCAAAGCCCGCUGAAAAUAAUAAAAGAAAUGGUGCAGAUAAAUUUUAAAAAAGAAACGGUGCAGAUUAAAUAAAAAAAGCCACAACGGAAGUUAACGACGCAAAAAAAGGAAUUGACAAAAAUAGAACGCCACUGCUGCAAUUAAAAAAAGAAGUCACAACAGAAGAUACAGAUGCAAAAAAAGAAACCAAAGACUGCUGCAAAUAAAAAAGAAGCGGUGCAGAUUUAAAAAAAAAAAAACACCAAAAAAAGUUGGCGAUGUAAAAAAAAAGUUACUGCAACAAAUAAAAGGAUGCAGUUAAAAAACCUACAACAGAAGUGAGCUGCUGGGGACCAAUAAUGAUGAUGCGCUAGUGUUUCACGAUGUAGGCACAGAAGAAAAGACGAGCAAAGAAUUUCGUGGAAAGGUUAUUGUUUAAUUUCGCUUCGUAAACUUUUCAGUGUGUCAUGUGGUUAGUCCAUGUAACGCCUGAAUCAAUAUGAAGUUGAACUGGAGGAUUCCGGUUUAAUGUUAGCUUUUGCAUCUUUUUUUUUUUUUUUUUUGCAUUGCCACUUUUUUGUGUUGUCAACUUCCAUUGUGGCUUUUUUUAUUCACAGCAGGUUUCAGUUUCUUUUAUUUGUUGCAUCAGUAACUUCUGUUGUGACUUCUUUUUUUUUUUUGCAUUCUUUUUUAUUUGCAGCAGUGGCUGCUCUCGGCCACCGUAGCUUUCCUUCUGGAUCCAUGUGCGUAAAAAAGAGGAGGCUCCAUUUAACUCCCUGUUGUUUCUGUUUUAUCUUCUCUCUGACAGCAGCGGGUCCGAUCAGUCCCAGAGAGAGGAGGACUUCUACUACACCAAGAUCUCCUGUGAGACGGUGGACACCAGCUCCACUCCGGUCCCCCCACAGCCGACUCUGAGCCAGGCUCCUUCCUCUCAUCUCAGCUGGGCCUCUUGCGGUUCCCCCUCCGCCUCGGAGCUCCAGAUCUCUCCGGCUUACAGGCCCAGGUCCAACUCCAGCUCCGGGCCUGGUCUGAGUCGGCCCAGUCCGCUCAGCCAGUCGGCUCCCAGCAGCUUCUGGCAGAUUCAUUCGGAGCAUCUGUAUCAGGUCAGAGCAGGAAUGGUUUUGUUUCUCUCUGCUUUUGUUUUUUUUUAUUUAAGAGAAUAUUAUCAGAAGGUUAUUCUAAAAAGCUGUCAAUCCAAAAUUCAGUCGAUUUUAGUGAAGUAAAGCUCCUCCUUUUAUCGUCUUUAUCAGCUGAUCAUCAAAUAAUCUUCAAUUCUUUGUAGAAAUGCUAAAAGUUUGAUAGAUUAAAACCUGGAAUAACACCACCCAAACUUUUAAAACAUUAUCUUUCCAAAAAUUAAGGUGUCAGAGGCUAGAGGAGAGGAUGACCAAUCAUGUUGCAGGGAUUGAGGCAGGCAGGCUUACAGGCGUUUGAGGUGGUAGAGAGAUCAGAAGAAAACUCAUCUUAAGUGAAAACACGGUCGACAAGAAAAUCCACUCAGCUUGAGGAGUUUGGAGAUACAGAAAACAGAGCAGCAGACCUCAAACCUUCUCCAUUAUUUAAAGAGAUACUACAAGCCUAAUCGUGUCGGACUAUAUGAGCAAAAACGCCGUCCUAAAGUUGUAGAGGUUUAACUAAAAAGAACAUUUUCCCACAUUUGGAUCCUUUAAAUAUCAUAUUUUAAUCUUAUAUUUUUCCCUUCAUCCUGCUCAUUUCAGGCCUGCAGCCCCGUCCAGGUAUCUGUGGCCUCCAAAAGCCCCGGUUGCCAGGUUUGGACGCCUUCUGCCCCCAUCGCCAGCCACACUAACACUCCGGUGAGUCUUCUGCUUCUGAUAGGACGUCCUCUGUGCCUCCGAUUAUUUACCCUUCCUGUUCUUAAUCUCUGGUUUUGUCUCCUCAGAUGGUGAAACCUCGCUGCAGGUCGGUCAGCGUCGGGGAACAGUGGCUCCAACAGAAUAAGCUGCAGCCUCUGAGCGUGUCGCCGUCCCGUAACCACUGCUCCUUCCGGUGAGCCAUCACCUACCUUCACUCUUGUUCACUCCAGCUGCAGCGUAUACAGACACAGACAAGCAGACACACUCUCACCCACAGACACACAGUUCAGAGCGACUAAAGCAUGUUUUUGCACAUGCUUAACUUGUGUUUAGGAAGUACGUAAGUAAAGUUGAUUUAUAGAGCAUAAAAUAAGUGCAAUUAGAUAGAGAUUGAUAAAGAUUAGAUAACUUUUAGAGACAUAUUAUGUGAGACAACAGGCAAUUGAAUUUUCCUUCAGGGAUCAAUAAAGUUCUUCUUAUCUUAAAUAUAAAAUGGUACAGAAAAGAUAAGUACAUAUAGAGACACAAAUAGGAGUACAGGACAGGUGAAUAUGGAAAUAAGUGCGGAUUUAAAAGAUAAUUUAAAGAGACAAACAAAACCCUGUUCAUUAAAAGCUUGUCUAAAUAAAAGAGUCUUCAACUGCUUUUUAAAAACAUCCUCUGGAGGCUACGGUCUUCAAAACUUGGUCGGUUCUGGCCUGACGACCGAAGGAUACGCCCUGAGAAGUAGGGGCACAACAAAUCAGUGAUAUAUUGGGGGGCCUGACUAUGCAGCGCCUGGAAAGUCCAAACUAAAAUUUUUAAAUUAAUAUGAAAAUAGCUAAAAGCCGAUGAAGACGCGAUAAGGCGGGGGUGAUGUGAGCAGAUUUGGGCGUCUUUAGACAAACUGGAGUCUCUUUAUCGCCGCCUUAUUAAAACCGAUGAACAGAGAAUUGGUUUUGACAACAUUCUCCUCACUUUCUCAUGUGAUAAAAACAAUUUUUAGUCAGUUUACAGGACUCAUCCUCCUUAUUUGUUAAUGUUUAUUUUCCCUCAGGUUUAUUUUGUGCACAUUUAAGUUUGUUUCUGAGUGUUUCACUUCUAAUGCAUGUGAUUUCGGUCUUGAUAAUCCGCAGGAAAGGUCGCGGAGAGGCCAAGAAGUGCCGCAAGGUCUACGGAAUCGAGCGCAAGGACCAGUGGUGCACCGCCUGCCGCUGGAAAAAGGCCUGCCAGCGUUUCCCCGACUAAACGGCAACACGGUCGAGAAAGAAGGAGAGAGAAAGAGAGAGAGAGAAAGAGAGAGAGAGUGCGGCGGGUGAAUGGAUGAAUGAGACUUUUAUCGCGAAGAGGAUCUAAAUCAGGGCCCGAGUGCCAUCAAGAAAAACAACUGUUCUCUUACUACACGUGUUUUUACUUCGACCUUUUUUUUGUUUCUAUACUAAAAGAAAAAAAAAUGCAAAAGAGUUUUCUGUAUCUUUGUAACUCGAUCCUGAAAACCGAAGUCGACGGUGCGAACUUUGACCAUGUGAUGUGCUCAGCCUAUUGUACUCCUACACUAUCCAAAGGUCAUAUUACCGCUCCUUUUAGCCCCUUACUUUCAAGACUGCUAUUGCUGUUUUUCUUUAUUCCGACCCUUUCUUCUUCCAGUGGUGACACAGUUGUUAUGAUGUACUUGAUAUCGUGUGCUUUGAGUUACGUAUGAGUAUUUUAUACCUUUUUUUAUCAUGAUGUUCCGCCCUUAUAACGAACGGGCAGAUUAUUUUUGAGGAAAUUUCAUGUUUUUUGGCACUUUGUUGAAAUAUAAACUCACGAGAAUAAGCUACAUUUGGUUCGCCUCAACCAAACUUCUAUACUCUUCCUGCCCAUGUGUUGACAUACAACCAGUGUUAAAGGUUCAAUCCCUGAAGCUAGGGCGUCAUGGCAACGGGACUAGCAUUAGAUGAAAGAGUUUGUAAUAGCAAUAAAAAAAGAGGAGAUAUAUUGUCAAACGAAAAUUAAAAGGCACUGACAAUUUGAAAUGUUGUUU